AUGGAUCCGUACAACCAACCAUACAACUUUCCGCCGCAGCAGACACCAGGACCACCGCAACCUCCUUGGAAAGCGCCUCCUCGCAGGUCAGGUUGGGCAGAUCCCAGAUUCGCACAGCAUCAACCGCAAUCGCCUGUGUCUCCAUAUAACACGAACCCGAAUGUUUACGGACCACCUCUUCCACCUCCACCUCCGCCUCCGCCGCAUACCCAGCCUCCGGCUCAACAGCCGCCGCCGCAGUUCGAUACAUCGGCAUGGGGUGUCCGGUAUAAUCACGGCGUAGCUCAGCACUAUGACUCGAGACCUCCUCUUCCUCCACGUCCGCCGAGUGCUGCCGGCCAGAUCAGUCCCCAGUUCGACCAUGCUGCCGCUGCCGCGAACUACUCUUCACAAGCACCACCGAACACUGGCAAUCACCACGGACCACCGCCAGCGCAACACUUCCCUGUCACAUGGAACGGCCCCUACCCUUCGACUCAACCUCCACCGCCCUCGACCUUCCAUGCGCCGCCGCCUCCGCCGCCUCGUCCGCCAGAAUACCAAGCGCAGAUAGAAGCUCAACACCAACAUCAACAAAAUCGAGUCAAUACUCCACACCAGGAAUACUCACACCGGCCUACUUCACAUCACUACGAUGCCCCACUGCAGAAUGUGUGGGCUACACAUCAUUUCCCACCUACGAGCCAGGCAUAUCACCCCACAGCGCCAGCUCCGCAGCAGAUUUCUGCAACAGUGGACCGCCCGUUGGUGUCACCAGUAGAUUCGAGCAGUGGACCUUGGGCCGGACAUGGACAUUCGUCUACGGGACAGACCACGAACAAUCAACAAGACGGACAGAGGACGGAUGGACAGCCAGGACAUGCUCAGGGCGUCAACUUCGGCGGACCGUCGGACUGGGAGCAUUACGACCCAAGCAGACCCUCGGACGAUGUGCCAACCAGCCCGCCAGCACAUCCCGCCGAGCGUUUUCACCAUGCGCAAGGUCCUUCUUCGCCGAGUCAGCCCAGUACUAUACACGAACCACGGUCGACUGGCCAGGGUCCGCCAACAACCUUUGAAAUUGGUGCUCCUAGUCCUGCAUCACCCCACCGGAGGUCGUCACUACAUGGUCGUUAUCCAUCCAGCCCUCCGGCGGAAACGUCGCAAUUGCAUCGCAAAGGCAUAUCAUCUUCUUCCGGCGAGAUCAGUGGCGAGAUUUCUGCUGAUGGAGGCGGGACACAAGAUGGCGUGAGCCAGCCCUCGGACGCCCCUGCACGGACACCACCGGUUACGCAACGAGGCGAUCAGCCCGAAUCGCGUGCCUCUGCUCCUGCUGUGUCGCCCGAAACGCAGAGAAGCGUGCAAGUCGUGGAUCCGUAUGCCGACAUGGAACCAGAGUUCAAGGCGUCACUGAACAGAUACGCCGCAAUGCUGAGAAAGGAAUCGGCGGCGGAGACGGAUGAGGAGAAAUUCAAGAUCUUCCAGGCGUUCAUUCAGAAAGAGCUCCGGUUGAGAAGCCUACUUUAUGGGGUCGGGGUCGAGUUGAACCAGGCCCCAAAGGAGGUCAACAAGGCUGCUAGCCUGGCAGACAUCCUGGCAGACAUCCAGGCGGUCCUGCCCAGUGCCAUCGAUGUUGCACCCAUGGACAACUCAGCUGGGGCAUCCUCUGAUUCUGACGCUCACAAGACGAUGGAGCCGACGGCUACGACAAAUCCCAAGGAGCUUCCGCCGCCUCUGAGCACGACGGACGAAGCACCCGCGCAGCUUGCCGCAAUCCUGACCGACGGGUCAGCAGGGCAGCCAAAGCCCGAGCUGUCCGAGCCUAGUCGCGCCGAACCUCCUGCUCAGAAACCAUCGAUUGGCGUAGACGUGGCCCUGGCCUCCCAGUCAAAGAAUGAACGCCCAGGCGAGGUCAACACCAACAAUGAUGAUGCCGAAGAUGAUGAAGUCUACAGUCCAGGGGGUCGUCCGAGAAUCAGAAGAGUCCCUCCAGUCACCACAGCGAAGCCCCGGUCUUCUCCGACAACUGCUACCUCUGAUCAAGGCCGUCCAAACUCCCCGGAAUCUAUGCCGUCUCCCAGCGCUGAUGCGCCCAUGGUUAUCGAGGAUUAUGCUACAGGACAUCCACCCUCUCCAGGCAUGAACGCCCCGAUCCUUGUGGUCCCCGAGCCCGCCGGAGCUGCUUCGAGUCAACAGGCGCAACAGCAGAGACCGGCUGCACCCAUCAAAUUCGAGCCAUCCAGGCCUGCCUACACGCCUUUCCGUUACAGCGCGGCCGUCCAGGAUGCGAAGCCGAAGUCCCUGCAGCCUGCAGACCAAGCGUACUCCUCACUACGGCACUCGGUAGCUGACUCCGGUCGGUUGAUGGCACAGGAACCACUGUUCACUCCGACAAGGCCGCCCUCGGCCACUGCAAGAAAAGAGCAUGAGGAAGCAUUUAUUGGCUUGAUCAGGAAUCAGAGCAUGGCAGUGAGACAGGGUACGCCGGGGGCAAAAGAUCCUUUCGGGCCAGGCGAAGCCGCCGUAAAGCCGGAACCGCCCCUGGCCAUAAGAGUCGGGACACCAACCAAUGCGCCGGUCGUGGAGCCGGUCAAACAGGCAAUCACAGCUCUGCGAUCUCUGCUACCUAGCGACCCGUCCUUGCACGCUGUCGAUCAUCCCAGCCUGAAGACCAUCAAGCGCAAAAUGGACGCGAUUCCGGACGAGUUCGGGUUCAUCCAUCAGGCCGUGGUCGAAUGGGACCGGACAAACCGAGAAGUUCGAAAGCAGCAGGAUGCCGAAUGUCGUAGUCGCCAGGAGGAGUCGGAGGCACAUAUCGACGCCCUGUUCAAUGACAACGAGAUCGGGUAUGCAGACAUCGCAGAUCUCGAGGCCGAGUUUAAACUCUCGGAAGCAGAAAGACGAUACCAUGAAAACAAGGAAGAGUUGGAAUCUUUUACUGCACAGGUCUUCGCUCCGGUCACAGAAAGAUUGGAGAAAGAGAUUGCAGAGUUGACGACGACUUACACGCUAGCCAUGGACCUUCUGGACCUGGAAAGUGCGUCAGCGAGCCAAUACUUCUGGCGCAAGAAAGAAAAGCUUCUGAUGUCCGAGGUGAUGUGUGAUCUGCUGGCCCUCUUCAAUAAGAUUGAACUUCGGCAUCGAAAGGUCGCCGAGGCUCAUGUAGAGCGAGAAAGACGGCGCAAACAUCUGGAAAUGACGGUGCUCUACACGAAUGGCGACGCCGCUGGUGUGAAGCAGUUGGAAAAGGAUUUCGCGACGGCCGAGAAAAUGCAAGUCCUGCAUGAAGCCCGCGAAAAGGAUACCAUAGCCAACAGGCUGAUGGACGCCUUCGACAGAGCCAUUGUCCGUGGACUGGGUGACAACCAGACGUUCAUUGAUGGCAUUCUUACCAGAUUACAGGACCUCAGGAAAACGAUUCCGCCAGCGGGUCCCUCUGGCAGAGACCCACAUAGGGAGACGGACGCAGCCAGAGACACGUUGUCGUUGGCCCAAAGCGUGGUGGAGACGGUGAUGGCCGAUUCGCGCAAGAUUCUCGCCUUGUCGAACGAGGCGGAAGGCCUUCUGAACGACGCCGACUACGCGGUAUCGGUGGCGGACGCUCGAGUAGCCAAUGCGGACAAAGUGACCUACAGUAAUCUCGAAAGUGAGAAAGCCAAAGAAGAUGCCAAGCUGAGAGAGGAGAUGCAUAGCCGAAUCAGCAGUGUGACCAAGGCCCCGGCGGAGGCAGUCACCUUGAUCCAGGAACUCCUCGAUCGGAUCGGACACGAUCCCGACCAUCAAGAGAGAAUGCGGAAGGCUCUUGAAGCGGCAAAGCAGCGGAACGCUUCGACGGUCCCAGGAUCGCCGUAG
This is a messenger RNA of Capronia coronata CBS 617.96, 3831 nucleotides long. RefSeq lists its product as uncharacterized. Lineage: Eukaryota; Fungi; Ascomycota; Eurotiomycetes; Chaetothyriales; Herpotrichiellaceae. The transcript has a single exon. The coding region runs from base 1 to 3831 and encodes 1276 amino acids. The record is from RefSeq and is a predicted model, not a curated record.